AUGAACCGUGGGAACUCGCAGUUUAUGGAACCAGUGAGCACACACAGCCGGCAUAACUCGUCAGCCCUUCCCGGUGCACCGGACAACUUGACGGCCAAGGACCGCUUUAUGGACUGGUGGAGCCACCUGACGGCAGAUAUUGGAUUCAAAUGGAAGAUGCGCAACCCACAGAGCAUCAACAGCAGCAACGACCCCUUCUCCUCCCGCGGCAUGAGCGAGAAGAAGGCACCGCUGGCGAACAAGCCUGACUUUUUAACGCUAUUAAAUAUGGAUGAUGGAGAGUUAGAUCGUGAGGCCCAGCGCCGUCGUGCCAGCCGCAUGAAGGGCAGCGGGUCUUCGGCGGAGCAUUUCCUCGGCGGCUUGAGCUUGAACUUUGGGGACGAUCCCUUCAGUGACUCCAAUGCCAUAGCUCAUCAAAGCGCGAAGCCAGCACCCCUCACGGUGUCACAAGCCAAUAAUCCGUUCAGUGAUGCGAACGCGAUCCCGGGACCUGUGGUCCCCAAGCCGUCUACUUAUGUAGCCGACAUUCGCCGCUCCAGAGGCCAAUCUGUCAGCGGACCUCCGCCCAAUUCGACGGACCCUCGACGGUCAAGGGGCAAGUCGAUCGGUGGCAACAGACCACCAUCCAACACGGCCGGCAUGGGCAUGUACGGCCGUGAGAGCACGGCCAGCGUGGACAGCUUUGCCACGCGCCGAAACAAGUUCCGCUCAGACCCGUUCGAUCUCGAGCGGCCGGAGCUGCUGUCUCGACCCAAUGUGCCGUCGUCAAAUGUCAGCACGGCGGGCAGCAGUGCACCGCGCUUCAGCGACUUCGAGGGCAGCAACAGCCGCUUUAGCAACGGCGUGGGGAUGAACCCUGCUGCGGUGAGGAAGCCGGUGCCCACACACUCGAGACGCGAGAGCUAUAGUUCUAAGUACUCGAGCGGUAUCAGCAUGGGCGAUUGGAGUGAUCCAGGCCCGGACGUCGGACCUGCAGCCAAUAGAUGGGACAGCAGCACGAGGUCAUCACCGACAGAGGGCUGGAGAAAUGAGGAGGAGCAAGAGCAGAGCACGAGGACAGGUAACGGGCGACGGCAGAGCCAAGGCAGCCAGAGGAGUGUAGGCAAGGCACUAUGA
Messenger RNA from Phaeoacremonium minimum UCRPA7, 1116 nucleotides. RefSeq lists its product as hypothetical. The coding region runs from base 1 to 1116 and encodes 371 amino acids. The record is from RefSeq and is a predicted model, not a curated record. The transcript has a single exon. Lineage: Eukaryota; Fungi; Ascomycota; Sordariomycetes; Togniniales; Togniniaceae.